AUGGAGCGCGACGGCAGCGCGGGCGGCGGGAGCUGGGGUGGCAGCGACGGGGGCGGCGAGGGCGCGCGCGGCUCCCGGGAGGACCCGGCGGGGGACGCGCGCAACCCGAGCCGCGGCCGUGCGGCCCAGGCGCCCGGGGACCCGCAGGCGGCCGCGUCCCUGCUGGCCCCCAUGGACCUGGGGGAGGAGCCGCCGGAGAAGGCGGCGCGCGCCCCCGUGACCAAGGACCCCAACACCUACAAGGUGCUCUCGCUGGUAUUGUCAGUCUGUGUGUUAACAACAAUCCUUGGUUGUAUAUUUGGGUUGAAACCAAGCUGUGCCAAAGAAGUUAAAAGUUGCAAAGGUCGCUGUUUUGAGAGAACAUUUGGGAACUGUCGCUGUGAUGCUGCUUGCGUUGACCUUGGAAACUGUUGUUUAGAUUACCAGGAGACAUGUAUAGAACCAGAACGUAUAUGGACUUGCAGCAAAUUCAGGUGUGGUGAGAAGAGGUUGUCCAAAAGCCUUUGCUCCUGUUCGGAUGACUGCAGGGACAAGGACGACUGUUGCAUCAACUACAGCUCUGUGUGUCAAGGUGAGAAAAGUUGGGUAGAAGAAAAGUGUGAGAACAUUAAUGAGCCACAGUGUCCAGCAGGGUUUGAAACUCCUCCUACCCUCCUGUUUUCUUUGGAUGGUUUCAGGGCAGAAUAUUUACACACCUGGGGUGGACUUCUUCCUGUUAUUAACAAACUGAAAACCUGUGGAACGUAUACUAAAAACAUGAGACCAGUAUAUCCAACAAAAACUUUCCCCAAUCACUACAGCAUUGUUACAGGACUUUAUCCAGAAUCCCAUGGCAUAAUUGACAAUAAAAUGUACGAUCCCAAAAUGAACGCUUUCUUUGCACUUUAUAGUAAAGAAAAAUUUAAUCCUGAGUGGUACAAAGGAGAACCAAUUUGGCUCACAGCUAACUAUCAAGGCCUGAAGACUGGCACAUUUUUUUGGCCAGGAUCAGAUGUGAAAAUUAAUGGAAUUUUCCCAGACAUCUAUAAAAAAUAUAAUAGUACAGUACCAUAUGAAGAAAGAAUUUUAGCUGUUCUUAAGUGGCUGCAGCUUCCUAAAGAUGAAAGACCACACUUUUACACUCUGUAUUUAGAAGAACCAGAUUCUUCAGGUCAUUCAUACGGACCAGUCAGCAGUGAAGUCAUCAGAGCUUUGCAGAGAGUUGACAACGUGGUCGGCAUGCUGAUGGAUGGUCUAAAAGAGCUGAAGUUGCAUCGAUGCCUGAACCUAAUCCUUGUUUCAGAUCAUGGCAUGGAACAAGACAAUUGUAAGAAAUAUGUAUACCUAAAUAAAUAUUUGGGAGAUGUUAAAGAUAUUAAAGUUAUAUAUGGACCUGCAGCUCGACUCAGACCCUCUGAUGUUCCAAAUAAAUACUAUUCAUUUGAUUAUGAAGGCGUUGCCAGAAAUCUCUCUUGCCGGGAACCAAACCAGCACUUCAAACCUUACCUGAAACAUUUCUUACCCAAGCGUUUGCACUUUGCCAAAAAUGACAGGAUUGAGCCCUUGGCUUUCUAUUUGGACCCUCAGUGGCAGCUUGCAUUGAAUCCUUCAGGAAAGAAACCUUGUGGAGGUGGAUUUCAUGGCUCUGACAACUUAGUUUCAAAUAUGCAAGCCCUCUUCAUUGGCUAUGGACCUGGAUUUAAGCAUGGCACUAAAGUGGACUCCUUUGAAAAUAUCGAAGUCUAUAACUUAAUGUGCGAUUUACUGAAUUUGAGACCAGCUUCCAAUAAUGGAACUCAUGGAAGUCUUAACCACCUUCUAAAGAAUCCUGUUUAUACCCCAAAGCAUCCCAAAGAAGUCGGCUCCCUGGUACAGUGCCCCUUCACAAGAACCCCCAGAGAUAACCUUGGCUGCUCGUGCGAUCCCUCGAUUUUGCCAGCUGUGGAUUUUCAGACACUGUGGAAUCUGACCAUGGCAGAAGAGGAGAUUAUUAAGCGUGGCACUCUACCCUAUGGAAGGCCCAGAGUUCUCCAGAACAGCACCAUCUGUCUUCUCUACCAGCACCAGUUUGUGAGUGGUUACAGCGAGGACAUCCUGAUGCCCCUUUGGACGUCCUAUACUGUCAACAGAAAUGACCGCUUCUCCACAGAAGACUUUUCCGACUGUCUCUAUCAGGAUCUUCGAAUUUCUCUUAGUCCUGUCCAUAAAUGUUCAUUUUAUAAAAAUAACGCUCAACUGAGCUAUGGGUUCCUCGCCCCGCCACAACUAAAUAAAGGUUCCAGUAAAAUAUAUUCUGAAGCAUUGCUUACUACUAAUAUAGUGCCAAUGUACCAGAGUUUUCAAGUUAUAUGGCGCUACUUUCAUGACACUCUACUGCCAAGGUACGCCAAAGAAAGAAGUGGCGUCAAUGUUGUCAGCGGUCCCGUGUUUGACCAUGACUACGAUGGACGUUUUGAUUCCUCGGAGACUCUGAAGCAGAACAGCAGACUCAUCCAUAAUCAAGAAGUUCUGAUUCCAACUCACUUCUUUAUUGUGCUAACAAGUUGUAACAAUCCAUCGCGGGCUCUCCCACAGUGUGAAAAUUUAGAUGCCUCAGCUUUCAUUUUGCCUCACAGGACUGAUAACAGUGAGAGCUGUGUGCACGGGAAGCAUGAAUCCUCAUGGGUUGAAGAGUUGUUGAGGUUACACAGAGCUCGGAUUACCGAUGUUGAACUCAUCACUGGACUCAGCUUCUAUCAAGAAAGAAAAGAGCCAGUUUCAGACAUUUUAAAGUUGAAAACACACUUGCCAAUUUUUAACCAAGAAGACUGAUUUUUUUAUUCCAGAAACACACCAUAAAUCUUUUCGAAAGAACCUUCUAUUUUAUACAGUCCUCUAUUCACAUUAUUGCAUUGUUUGGAAACUGUCAACCAGAGUUAGAACUGGGAAUCCUCUGUGAUACGACCAUCUCAGGGAAACUUGUGGCCUUAGCAUAGCAGUAGGGGAGUGUUCCUGUUGAGUCUCGCACAUGUUUGAAUGUGUAAGAGCUGUGUGCAUUGUUCAGGUUUGGGGAAUAAAGACAGACCAUACCAAAAACUGCUCUUCUACUUCUCUUAAGGGCAGAAGUAGCUGUGAACAUUGUCUGGACACCAGAUAAUUUGAAUCUUAUUAUCAUUAAUAAACUUUUAUGCAGCUGGCAAAUAAUAGACUAAUGAAUAGGAUUGGAAUAGUCCAUGUUACGUUAGUCUCUUCACAAGAAUUUAAAAGUGAUUCUGGACUCCUUUUAACUUGGAGUUUCAUUUCUUUUAGUUUUAAUCAAAAAAAUUAAUGGAAGCAAAAAUAUUUCUGGGGUCCUAUUUCUGUCUUUUCUGUACACCCCCUGAAAAGCCAAAAUAUGUAAUCCUGUGUUAAUUUUUUAUUGUGAUUGGGCCUUUCCAGAUUUAAUGUCUGUAACAAGUUAAACUUUGAGGGAAGAUCUGUGAAUUGAUCAUAUCUACCUGUUAUGAAAUUUCAUUCUACAUUUGUAGAAGAGAAGACAAAUAUUCCCCUCCUGCUCACUGGUAAUUAACAUAGGUUGAAAAUAGCUCUGAAAGUGGUUAUUUUAGACUGUUAAAAAUAUCUUGGUACUACUUCAGAGAACUUGUCAACAUAUGCAAGGUGGCAUUUUUCAUCAAGAUGGUGGGAAUGUUUUCCUGUGUGCACAAAAAUGACCCCAUCAGCAGCAGAGCUAUACUGUGCUGAGCUAUUCAUUUUGAAGUUUCGUAGAUUUGAAGGGAACAUGUUAUCAUCACUUAAUAUCUUCUUGGUGGGUAUGAUAAAAGAACUUGAUUUCUCCACUGUAUGGACUAUACCCUUUAGUCCCAGCCUGUGAACCUUUUAAUGCUACAGUCACUUUUAGGCUACCGGGGUCUGAUUUAGGUGUUAUUUUAGUACACCGAAGGUUUGUAUUUGUCCUUCAUAUGAUACUCAUUGCUCAACAGCCUUGGGGUCACAAAGACCUUUAGAUAAUACAAUUUGCAUCUGAAAAUUAUUUAAUAAUGUAGAAAGUUUCCUUUGUUUUUGUUUUAGUCCCACAGGUCCCUGAGGUUCUGUACCUUUUUUUUUUUCCAGUCUGUUUUCUCUGCUGUCCAGAUUGGGUAAUUUCUGUUGUUCUGUCUUCAAGUUCACUGAUUCUUUCCUUUGUCUAAUCCAUUCUGCUGUUGAGCCCAUCCAUUGAUUUUUGUGUUUCAGUUAUUGUAUUUUGGUUCUUCUUUAUAUCUUUUAUUUCUUUGCUGCGAGUUUUUCUCUCUUUGCUGAGACUUUUUGUUUUUUCAUUUGUUUCGAAUAUGUCCGUAAUUGCUCAUUGAAGCCUUUUUAUCAUGGCUGCUGUAAAAUCCUUGUCACAUAAUUCCAACAUCUGUGUCCUCUUUAUGUUGCCACCUCUUGUCUUUUUUCAUUCAAAAAGAUUUUCCUGGUCCUUGGUGUGAUGAAUGAUUUUCAGUUGAAACCUGGAUAUUUUAGGUAUUAUGUUAUGGGACUAUGGAUCUUAUUUAAGCCUUCUGUUUUAGCUAACUUUCUCUGAUGUCACCCUAGGAGGGGAAUUGGGGGCACUGCCUUAUUAUUUCCAGAUGUGCUAGUGUCCAGGUUCCCUGCUCAGCCUCCGUUGACACUGGGGGUGAGGGGGACCCUGGUUGUUACUGGGCAGGGUGGGAAUUCAGCUCCCCACUGGGCAUCUGUUGAUGCCUCCCUAGUUGGGGGAUGUGCAGGGCACCUUGUUACUGCUCCCUCAUGGUCUCCACUGAUGCUGUGGACAGGGGUGGCAGGGAAGCUUUAUUAUCACCAGGUGAGGAUGAAAUUACCAUUUCCCUCCUCAGCCUUCUCUGACAGCACCCUGGCACCACCACCAGCCUUCUCUGACACCACCACACUUGGGGCAUCUCUUCACAGCCUGGCAAAUGUGGAAGUCUAGGCUUCCCACUCAGUCUUUGCUGGCAUGGGUGGGGUCCUGGUCUUUUCUGUGGUGUGUGGCUGGAGUGGAACAGUUAUUAUUUUCUCUCUUGCUGGGCUGCUCCUCUUCUGGUCCUUUGGCUAGAGAGAGAGCAGCCCUCUCAGGGCUUCUUUCCGUCUGCGCUCGUUGACAUUUUCAGAUUACUGACUACUUCAGCUCCAGGUCUGAGAUAUAUGAGCUAAAAAGCAAACUCGGAGGAACUCGUCGCAGUGUCCCUCCUUGGGUGCCGAGGUCCCUCGCCUGUCUGCCUUUCCUCUCCACCUGUCAGAAUCUUCCUAUGUUUGUUUUAUAUGUAAUGUCUAAGCUUUUUAUCUGUAUUUAGCAGAAGGAUAUCUACUUCUUUGUUGAAGUGUCUCAUUGAUUUUUAUAUAUUCUUCAAAACGCAUGCAGACACGUGAUUGCCUCUAUAUAAAGCAUUUUAGUAGAUCUUAAUUAAGUGGAUAGAUGUCUCUCCCCUUUUCCAGACACUGGGAAUACAAAGAAAAACAAGUUAACAGUCCUUACAGUCCUGGAAAGAGAGUGGAGGCAGCAGAAGUGUAAAUGAUCCCUAAAGGGUGGUAAAUGUUACAAUGGAGCCAUGGGCAGGGUGCAAGGGGUACAAAGGAGGCCUUGGGUGCUGCUUGGCAGUGUCACCACUGGCUUCCUGGAGGUGAUGACAUUUGGGCUGGGACUUGAAGGGUGAAUUGGAGCUCUCCAGGUGAACAGGUGAGGAAGUGCAUUCUGGCCUCCCUUGGAUGGUUAUGUUUUUGGCAGUUUCCCAUUUACUGCUACUUCUGAUAUUUUCUACAAGUGUCCUUGUGACCAAUUUAUGAUAUACAAGUAUUUCAUUUUUUUCCUUUGUUAUAGUAAUCUCCUGUUCUUAAAGGAAAUGUCAGAUUAUAAAUUCUAUGCUGAAUUUAAAGGAAAAGGCAUCGACGUCUGUUCCUUGCUCUUAUACGUUAUUUGUUUUUUCAGUUUUUAUCUUGAAAGAGACCCCUCCUUUCACUAUUUCAUCAACUUAAAACAUGUAACUGGGCUCCACUUCCCCCAUUUGAAUGGUAAAUUCACAACCAUAUAUAGCAACACCUUUAUCCUGCUUUUUUCAGUAAGGGCUAUUUUUUGCUUUUCAAGUGCCCAGCAAAAUCUUUAUUUAUCCCUAAUUUUACUGCCAUGUCUCCAAUGGGUAUUUCUUAAAUGAAGUAAGUAACUUUCACACAAAAUUUCGUAGCUAGUCAGUUCAUUCAUGGCAGAGCAAAGAACCGGGUGGAACUUAAAAAUAGUUCCAAGAAUCGGAGAAAAGAAGGCCGACCUUUGGGGUAAGAAGGUGAAUGUUCAGGUUCCAGCAGGGUAAGGAGAUGGAGAGGACCCAUAGGCCAGUUGGCCUGGUCCUGUUUAAGGAGAUAAGACAGACAGGGAUGGAGCUGGCCUUCUUCUCCUCCAGGAGAGGAUGUUAGCCCUUCUGACUUUUCUCUGUCGUUAGAUGCAUCACUGUCCUGCCCGGCUUUGUAGGUACAUGCUUAUCUAUAAAAGAAACUGGUAUUUGAACUUUGAAACUAAAUGUGGUGGUUAUACUUCAUGCUGAAGCCUAUCACAGGAAUUUGGUGCAUAGGUGCUUUCACAAGCAUUAAGUAAAAUUUUACUACGGCUACAGUCCAGGGACAUUUCCCCUGAUUUUUGGCCAGUCUAAAUAUUAUAAGGUAGAAAAAAAAUCUUCUACAAAAUAUGUGUCUCUAAGCUAAAAAAUAUGGAUUUACAAAUAAAAGUUGUC
Diceros bicornis minor is the source of this 6692-nucleotide messenger RNA. RefSeq names its product ectonucleotide pyrophosphatase/phosphodiesterase 1 (gene ENPP1). Gene Ontology annotation, cellular component: cell surface. Gene Ontology annotation, biological process: inorganic diphosphate transport; regulation of bone mineralization; immune response. The transcript is spliced from 25 exons. Gene Ontology annotation, molecular function: scavenger receptor activity; nucleic acid binding; metal ion binding. NCBI's taxonomy places the organism in Eukaryota, Metazoa, Chordata, Mammalia, Perissodactyla, Rhinocerotidae. The record is from RefSeq and is a predicted model, not a curated record. The coding region runs from base 1 to 2790 and encodes 929 amino acids.